AUGGAGUCGGGAAAGGAGCUGACGGGUACGUUGGCGUUGGCCGUCUUGACGGCGGCGUUGGGCUCCCUGCAAUACGGUUACAGCAUGGGAGUCAUCAACGCGCCGCAACGGGUGAUCGAGAGACACUACGGGCGCUCGCUGGGCGUGCGGCCCCUUGAAGCCGCCGUGAUGUCGGCAAACGGCAGCCUCCCGGGAGACGCCGAGCAGGAGCAGGACCACCCGUCCGUGUUCAUGUACUGGUCUCUGUCUGUGGCCAUCUUCUCCGUCGGCGGGGUGCUCUCCUCCUUCCUGGUGGGAUUCGUGGGAGACCUGAGAGGCAGGGUGAAGGGCAUGCUGAUGGUCAACGUGCUGGCCGUGGCUGGCGGCCUCCUGAUGGGACUGUGCAAGAUGUGGAAGCCUCACAUCAUGGUGAUCGCGGGCCGCGCCAUCAUGGGCUUUUACUGCGGCUUGACGUCUGGCCUGGUGCCCAUGUACAUUGGCGAGAUCGCACCCAAAGCUUACCGAGGGGCCCUGGGGACUAUCCACCAGCUGGCGAUCGUCAUCGGCAUCCUCAUCAGCCAGGUCAUCGGCUUGGACUUCAUCCUGGGUAACGAUGACAUGUGGCCCCUGCUCCUGGGGCUCUCGGGGGCCCCCGCCGUGUUGCAGUCCCUCCUGCUGCCGCUGUGCCCCGAGAGCCCGCGCUACCUCUACAUCCUGCUGGGCAAGGAACUCGAGGCUCAGGAAAGUCUGCAUCGCCUGAAGGGGGCGUACGACGCGUCGGCCGAUCUGGAAGAAAUGCGGAGGGAGAAGGAGGAGGCGGACAAGGUGGCUCGGGUCUCCAUCUCGUCUUUGAUGUGCUCGUCGCUGUACAGGCGCCAGCUGUUUGUCGCUCUCAUGAUGCACUUGUCUCAGCAGCUGUCGGGCAUCAACGCGAUUUUUUACUACUCCACGGCAAUCUUCUCCGGGGCCGGCAUCAGUCAGCCCGUCUAUGCCACCAUCGGCGUCGGCGCCAUCAACACCAUCGUCACUCUGGUGUCUGUGGUGCUCGUGGACCGGGCCGGCAGGCGCACGCUGAUGCUAGCCGGCCUGGGCGGCAUGUGCUUCUGCGCCGUUGCCAUGACGAUCGGCCUCAAAUUCCAGAUGGCGUACGCCUGGAUGAGCUACGUUAGCAUGUCGGCCAUCUUCCUUUUCGUGGCCUUCUUUGAGAUCGGGCCCGGUCCGAUUCCGUGGUUCAUCGUGGCCGAGUUGUUCAGCCAGGGCCCCCGCCCGGCGGCCAUCGCGCUUGCCGGCUGCUGCAACUGGACCAGCAACUUCAUCGUCGGCAUGGCCUUUCCCUACAUACAGAACUGGCUGGGUGCGUACGUCUUCCUCCUGUUUGCCGCUCUGCUUUUGGGCUUCACCGCCUUCACGUACCUGCGAGUGCCGGAGACCAAGGGCAAGAACUUCGAGGAGAUCGCCGCCCUGUUCCGGAAGGGCGGGGAAAAGGUGCCGCCCGACGCCAAGAGCGACGACGUCGAAUUGCAGCAGCUCAAAACACCGACGUGCGCUUGAGCGGCCGGCCGCAAGUUAGUCAUUGGUGAUUCGCGCAUCGGUGCUGCAUCAUAUUCCAUAAACUAAAGAAUACCAUUUCUGUAUUCUUUGGGAAUAUUGAAGAGCUUACUCUGUAAUGUAAUGACAUGAAUUAUGCUGACUGUGAGACUGAAAAAAAAAAGCUUAACUUAAAUAAUAGAAGUACAAAAUGUACUAAAUUUUGUGACUGGAAUGGUUUGUAACGGUUGAGAAAUGUGGAAUGAAGAGAUAAAUAUCAUCACUCUUGGGCAGAAUUCUCCAUUCUGUUUGACCUGGCAGCCGAACAGGUCAGGUUAAAAAAAGAAAACAAAAUUCAUAAAUUAUAUGUUUCUUCUUGAAACGUUAGUUUUUUUAUUUGUUCUCUCAGAGUUAUGACUUUAGCCUCAUAAAAUGUUGUCUUGUCUGUUUUGAUUUUACUCUUGUAAUAGUUUGACUUUAUUCUUGUAUUACUACCUUUCCCCUUGUAUUAUACCCCCGAACCCAAUUUUAUGACUUUGUCCAUUUAAGAUUUGGACAUUCUCAUACUACUAAUACUCUUGAGUAAAUGUAUCAUAAGCUAUUACGCUUGGAGUUGUGUUGUUGUCUAUGGGAUGUUUACAUUCUAUUUGCUUCAGUAUUGUAAUUUCUUUUGUCAUUGCGAGUGUUGUAUUAUGUCAUGAUGAACUGUUUUGUCCCAAAGCAUUGUGUUCAAUUCACUUCUGUUAAUCAUGACGCGACUACCUCAUUGUGAUAUUAUUUUUGGGCGCAAUUACAUCUUUCUCGAUUUC
This is a messenger RNA of Phycodurus eques (leafy seadragon), 2315 nucleotides long. It is a transcript of the gene slc2a2, whose product is annotated as solute carrier family 2 member 2. Bases 1 to 1530 code for a protein of 509 amino acids. The transcript is spliced from 12 exons. The record is from RefSeq and is a predicted model, not a curated record. Gene Ontology annotation, biological process: monosaccharide transmembrane transport. Gene Ontology annotation, cellular component: membrane; brush border. Lineage: Eukaryota; Metazoa; Chordata; Actinopteri; Syngnathiformes; Syngnathidae. Gene Ontology annotation, molecular function: hexose transmembrane transporter activity.